CGCGGAUUGUUAUACUAGUACAUACCUACUUGGCACGUGUGAUCUGUCUUUCGGUUCCGGUAUUUGCAUAGAAUCUCUUGUUCCGGGCGCGAAAUUUUUGUGAUUUUCUGUUUUCUAAUAUUAGAAUCUACGUGACUCCAAUUUCGGUCAUAGAAAAGUAUCUAGUCUCCAGUCAUAGUUGCGAGAACUGAAGGCGGAAAGAUCUUGCGUUGGCGAGGUUAUUGCGUCGUCAAGACUCGAAAACACUUCAUUUUUGGUUGAGAGUAUUAGCUUUUCUUUCAUUGCCUUACGGUAACAGAUCAUAUAAGUCGCAUCCAGAUUGAGUUCUUGGUCAUUCUUGUCGUGUUUGUUAAAAAGUUCUGCAUCUGUGAAAUUCGUGUUCAGAAAACCCAGGAAUUAUCAGCCAAAAACGUCUGUCUCUGGUGUAGCCAAGGACUAAUUUGAUUCGACAUUGAGGGCUAAGCAGCCUCUUGUUGGCCUUCCUCAUCGUAUCGGUGACCAGCGCUCCAACAAUGAAUCGCAAAGAAAGACGGAUGGAUGUUCCCGCGAAGUGGGUGAAUCCUUGCGGCUUAGCAGCCGACGACUUUGAGGCUGAUCAGGAUGUAGUACAAUUAAGUGACGAUCAACUUCUUGCCCAGGUCGUCGUGCAAGCCAAAACAGCACUUAUGCACGCGCAGCUCUUUCGCGAUGAUUAUAUUAAAGAGAUGUUCACCACCAACUUUGAUGAUCUACACACGUCGUGGAAAUCAAAUCGCUACGAUUGGCUACCCGGUCUUAGGGAGAUACCAAAGCAACUUGGAGAAGCGCUGAGCCAAGAUUAUCUGAACAAGUUGGAGAUUCGUAAUCUUGAUACGAUUUUGCUGGACACCUACGAGUACAUGCAGAUAUUUGCAGUUGGUUUAGAACAGAUUGUCUGGGACCAGGAAGACUACAACUUGAGGUUCCAACAGCAAUUUCAAGAUACUGAGUUCAAGCUUCGGACGGUCCUUUGCGAGCUUCAGGUGGCCUUGAUCGAACGAGCUGUGCCUCUACGGCCGGAUGUACCGCGUUCCGUGAUGGGUCCCCAGUUCCGAAACAUGACGGAGAACACCUACCGACAUCUACGGGACUGGCUGAUCUUUCGAGACUACAUGAACGGUCUCGAAUUCAUCGUUCAGGUGUUCGAACAUUUUCGUCAAGUCUUGGAAUCCUGAGGGCGACAAGGCGGAAGCAGGCGCAGGGUAACUAGGCGACGACUCGCUCGUCUCAGAAAACCAGGUCAUCUAAAGUUGGAAUCUCUUCACUUAUAAAGCGAUUCUUGAAGAGCAUUCCCGUGCGACUCUUGCAAGCUGCGCGUAGUUCAUAAUUUCAGGAACGAUCCGUUUUUUCCUGAUGAACUUCGCUCUAGUCUAUGGAGUUUUAUUUCUCGAUGGAAAUAAAAUUCCCUUGGCGUCAUUGGAAGAUGGAUAACCCUGGACAACAUUUUCGAAGAACAAGUUUGCACAUGUCAAGUGCGUUUGAAUCUAGAUGAUUCGCUGAGCAUAUCACUCUUCCCAAGAAAGGAGAGUGAUUAUCCUCUGAAGUCUAUCUUGCAUUUGGAACGAAAAGCCUUCACUGGAAAAAGCUUCACUGGACUAUGGAUAAAUGUGUUUCAAGAUUAUGUUGCUGCAGAUUCGCUGAAGCUCUUUGGUGCCUCGCUGAUGGUGCCAUUGACCCAUCGAAUUUUCCAUCUUGAAUGACCUGGAGUAGUGGAUUUGACCGAGGAAUGACAUGGCUACGAGUCGAGAUGAUGGAUUCUUCGUUACUGAGAAGAUGAAAAGAAGACAAGAGACAAAGAGCAAGAAAGAAAGAGAGUCGCCCGAACCAUAGCCCGUCGGCUUUCGCCGCCAUCAACUCAUUUUUUCAUGCAGCUGAGGGAAACUUCGCACAGCUGUAUUGCAAUAAACGCACAAGUGUUCGCACAGUCAUUCGGUUAUGCGUACAAGAAAUACGAAAUAGUUCGAAUUUGCACGGGUUUCAAUCGCGAGGCUUUUGCCCUCUGGUUCAAGUAUUUCGACCAUUUGCCGCGCUGAAAUUUUAGUAUUUAAGAAAGAACGCGAUUUCGGGCCAAUCUCAGUUUUCCUUCUCCGAAAAUCUGUAUCGUUUUUGUCCUCGUUUCGGUCCCCUUUCUGUAUGAUUUGAACUCCGCAUUGUUUAUUUUCAUUCUUCAAAUAUAUAAAAAAUUAUCAGUGCCAAUCAUCAGUCUCACGAGGAAGGAGAAAAAUUAAGCAAAUAUCUUAAUUUCUCAACUUUGUGCUGAAUUGUUUUAUGAUUCACUGCAAUUUUUAAUAUUUAAGUAUAGAUAAAAAUGCGCGGCGAAGAAACUAUCGAGACUCUACGAACCCUGAUUUUAUUCGCAAUCUAGAUAAGAAAUUUUUUUAAUGCGAAAAGUGUAGACGAAUGAAAUGCACGAGAGUAUAAGAGUGAGAAUAUAUGAGAGAAUGAGAGAAAAAGAGGGAGCAUAAAAAGAAAUUUGUGGUGAUCACGAAAAAAUAUUUAUUUCUUUCGCUUCACUGUUGUCACAUUAAAUCCGAACUUGGUUGUCAAAUUUAAUUUGGAAAAAUUUUCGAAUUAUAUCUCAAUAGUCGAUGAUUUAUGACAAAGUCAAUUCGCGAAAGCACAAUAUUUUUGUGAGAAAUAAUAUAGUAUUCACGCAAGUAAGUGCGUCAUAAAAGAGCUUAUCAGUACCGUGAGCGAGGCUCACUAUAGUAUUUAAAAAUUCGCAAGAAUGUUCUACCUGCGACCCUCCUGAAAUCUUACACGAUUAAUAUUUAUUGACUAACUGUGUAAUUACUAUUACGAUUAUUAUGCAUAUUUAUUCAGAUUAUUUAUUUUAUUUUUGUAAAGACUUUACAAGCAGCCUGAUCGAAUACUGUAUUUAAAGUGUGUAUGUAUUUAGAAUAUGAUAAAGGAAAUUUGUAAAUAUGAAAUGAAAACAGAGAAUCGCACGAUACGACGCGGCCAGCUAGAAUUAAAAAUCCCGGUCAUAUGCCGCACUGCUGCUCUAUUUUUUUUUUGUUUUUUGUUUUUUUUUUGUUUUGUUUUAGACGUACCUCUCUGCAGAGUGUGAUUUCUCUUUUCAUAUUAGAAGCGAUCAAACUGGACAAUUUUUUAUAUUCUACUAGUAUUUUUUAUAGGAAAAAUAUUGUAGCCAGUGAUCUGUGCAACGUUUUAAAGUCAAUUUUUUUUUUAAAGUGCACCUCUUGUUUUAUAACGUGUACCAACUUUUAUAAUGAUCGAUCUUUUGGCUUUAAUUAGACUGCGCGAAAAGAAGUUGAGUAAAUUUUCGGAAAAUUAUACAAUUUUAGUUAGUAGACUUUUGAAAAUUCGGUUUGUUUUGGAGAAACUUUAAAAGUUGGUUAUUAUAUUUCUUUUCAAUAUUAUUAGAUUGGAGAAAAUUUCCUCAGCUCUUUCUACUGCAAUGAUUCUGAUUUAUAUAGCUUCUGCGGGGGAUGAAAGUGAAAUAUUUUAGAAAAAUUAAUUUUAGGAGUGCCGAAAAUUAUCAGGGCGUUCUCUUGGCAGAGUAACGUCGUGACUUUUGAUUAUGUUCAAAUCAUACUCGAAAUGUGUGCUUUAGAAAUGGCACUUUACUUAAUUUCAACACUUGGUCUCACUUAAUUUUAACAUUCGUAAAUUGCACAUGACCAUAUUGUCAUCAUAUCAUCAUGCCUGUGAUAUGAUUAAUUAGUAAAUCUCUCGUAAAACUGGACAUUCGAAUAUCAAUUUGAGCCUACCUCGAUCUCGAAAUACCAACUUAUUUCAUCAGACCCAUCACCACAUUUCAAAUAUCUCGACUUAAUUUAUUUUGUGAUUUUAUUCUCCGUAUUUUAGCAUUUGUAUAUGCAGCAGCUUAGCCUGCUUAAAGUUUUAAAUGCACGAAUGAGACAAGAAGCUUAAAAGGCAUUAAACCAUUCAAAAAAAGAAAAUUGCAAUAUCUGUUUGGGACACAGACAAAAUUUAAUAUUAGCUUUUUAGUAAAUUUUUUAUUUAUUUAUUUUUUAAAAAUAAAAGCAGGCUUCAUAUUUAAGCUUCAGGUCUCAUGCAUUUUUAUUUAGCAUUGAUAAUCGAUCACCAUAAUGUUCCUUAGAAACCGGUCGUCAAUAGGUAAAUCUUUCUCGGCUGUUUUUUCGCAUACUUGUCGAUGACAAGCGCCGAAAACCAUUCAGUCAAAAUGAAAACUCUGCCCGGGGGAUAAAAACGUAUUUUUGAAAACCCCAGAUUAUUUGUAUUUAAACUCUGUGUCAAAAUUGUUUAAGAGUCUACAUUUCUGUUACUGUUAAAUUCACAGUGUUGUAAAAGACAUUUUUGUUAUUGUUUACACGACGAUAAAUCGACGAGUCCGAUUUGGUUCCCCCGGACGAGCGUGUCCGAUUAUUAAUUUUUAUCACUAUUCAUAAUGUAGUACCAUAUAGAUAAAUAAUUCGAUUGUAAUUACCUAUCAAUUGCUUCGUAUAUAUUGUAUAUAAACAGAUUUAAUGAUGUCGAAGCUACAAAAUAUUAUUAUACUAUAUGUGGAUAUGUAUAAUGUUUUGUGGGCUGCCCCCUCAGAAAGCCCAUUUUGUAUCAUAUUAAACCAAAGACGUUCAACAUUGAGAAUCAA
Molecule: messenger RNA, 4618 nt
Organism: Belonocnema kinseyi
Lineage: Eukaryota; Metazoa; Arthropoda; Insecta; Hymenoptera; Cynipidae
Exons: 6
Coding region: 513-1193 (226 amino acids)
Source: RefSeq, a predicted model, not a curated record